CCUGCACCAAAUGAGAUCUAUAUAAUACUUCAGAGUCCAGGCUGAGGGAGAGACUUGGACGGGCAAGAUCCAUCCCUCAGCGUCUCCAGGGCUCAGGCAGGACGAAACUUGGUCUCCCAGACCCCACCAGGAUGUCUCUGAAAAUCUCUUCCUGGCUGCUGCUUUGUUAUUUUGCUGUCCUUCUGGUGGCUUUUCUGGGACAGCGCAGUGAUGGGGCCACCUACGAGGAUUUUGCACGGCAGCACAUCGAUUAUCCCGAAACCGCAGCCGGCGACCCCAACGCCUACUGCAAUCUCAUGAUGAGGCGGAGACAAAUGACCACACACAGCUGCAAAGCCCUCAACACCUUCAUCCAUGGCGAUCCCGACAGCAUUCAGAAUAUCUGCCCUUCGAAAAGAACUUUGUGCUCUUCGAAUUUUUACAACAGCAUCUUGUCUUUCCGUCUCACUCUCUGCAGCAAUAGAGGUCGGUUUCCCAAUUGCGAUUAUACUGGCACUCGAAAGACCAGCAGAGUUCGAGUGGCCUGUGUGAACGGGUGGCCUGUUCAUUUCGCAACCGACCUCGACCUGUAGGCCACACCGCCAGGAAGCUAGAAACCGAAUGAAAUAUUACAGCGGCGGUGACCUAGCUCUGCUUUGCUAAAUGCUUUCUCAGCUUUGGAUCCCUGGGCCAUAUCUCGAGUGCAUCUGAAACUCUUUUAGCGGGUCUUUCUUCUCCCCCGAGAAUCCCAGGACGUUAUUGUAUGGGCUUGGUAACAGCACCCGUGAUGGGAUUUGGCAAGUGCCAGUAACACAAUCCAGUAAUGAAGGAGUUAAUUGUUGCAUGCUAAUACCUAUUGGUUGGGUGGGCUACAUGCAGGUCUGCACGUA
Sphaerodactylus townsendi is the source of this 869-nucleotide messenger RNA. Its product is annotated as ribonuclease pancreatic-like. The record is from RefSeq and is a predicted model, not a curated record. Bases 132 to 572 code for a protein of 146 amino acids. Gene Ontology annotation, molecular function: nucleic acid binding. The transcript is spliced from 2 exons. Lineage: Eukaryota; Metazoa; Chordata; Lepidosauria; Squamata; Sphaerodactylidae.